Molecule: messenger RNA, 5800 nt
Organism: Hemicordylus capensis (graceful crag lizard)
Lineage: Eukaryota; Metazoa; Chordata; Lepidosauria; Squamata; Cordylidae
Exons: 3
Coding region: 4837-5646 (269 amino acids)
Source: RefSeq, a predicted model, not a curated record
UUUCAUGAUGAAAAAAGCAAUGUGAACAAGCCACAUUAGGUUUUUACAAAAAGUGGUAAAGAAGGAAAGAGAGGUUUAACAAUUAGGAAACACCCAAAGCCAUGAAAUAUAUGCUAUGGCAAUGGACAGAUUGCUCUGCAAUAAACCAGUCAGUGAACUUUAGUAGAGUUCCUACCCUUCUAGUAUCCUGCAACUGUCAGCUGAAGAUGGAAAACAGGAAGAUCUUAGAUGAAGGACAUUAUAAUAUGUUGUGAUGUGAAAUAAUUAAGGCUUUAACCACAUUCAUAGUAGGAAACAGAAGAAAAGAGAAAACUUUGAGAUUAAGAAAUUGGCCAUUACUUGAAUUUAAAAAAUAAAUAAAUCCAAAAGACAGAGAGGAAUUGUUAUAAUACCUCCAAAAUUACGUACCUGAGCAAAGGAUAGAUUGCAGCAGAAUCUAACAGUAAAGAGGAAGUCAGAGAAUAAUGGGGAAAUGAGCAUAAACAACACGUUCCAUUUCAUAAACAGUUAAUUUAAGUAACUGUUGAUAGCCCAGAAGAAAGCAUGGGAGGUGGUAAUUAAAAGAAAAAGACAAGAAAGAAACUAGGUGAGAAAAUCUAUUACCUUAAAAAGAAACAAAUCAUCUGCAUACAAUACUAACAAACUAUAAUAACUUUUAAGAGAAUAUAAAGAACAAUAGAAUGAAAAGAGGAAAAAUAUCAAGAACUGAAACUUGGAGUACCCCAACAUCAACAGAAGAAGAAACAGAAACAGAAACUGAGGAGUAACUUAAGAACAAAACAAAGACAGCAGUCAUGAUAGUUGAAAUCAUAUAAGCAAGCAAUAUGAAAGAAUGACUCAAAAGAUGCAUCUAAAAGAAGCACCAAGAGAAGACCCUGAGAUCUUGCAAUUAAGUCACUGCAAAUGCAAGUUAAAGUACUGUAGUUUUAGCAGAUUGAUAAGCAUGAAAACCAGACUGAAAUUUGAUCAAUAAUUGCAUUUGUAGAAAGAAAAUACACAGAGCCAGACAUCCCAAGAUUAUGGAAAGAAGUAAAAGGGAAUGGAAGAUUUAAAAGAAUUAUGUGAGCUCCUUUAUAAUAUUCAGAAGAUUCAACCAGAACAGUGUAAUUAAAGGACAAGUACAAAACAAAUGUUAAAUGCUGGCUUUAGGGCUUUGAUGUCUCCAACAACUGUUUUGACCAGACUUAUAAAUAUGUGACAGCUGCACAGGGGUUAAGUCCUUUUGGGUUAUGUCAAAGUGGUAGUUUUAAAGGAUGAUUUAGAACUAGUUUUUGUUUGUUACUAGCUUCAAGACUCUGUAUCUAAGUUCUUUGGAAAUGUUCAUAUCCACAUUCAUUAACAGAUUAGUAUAAAAAGACUGGUUCCAGAUUGGCAAAGGAGUAAGACAAGGCUGUAUACUUCCUCCUUCUUUAUUCAACUUAUAUGCUGAACAUAUAUUGGGAGAAGCUGGAUUGGAAGAAGAUGAGUGUGGUCUUAAAGGUGGAAGAAGAAACAUCAAUAGCCUGCACUAUGCUGAUGACACCACUCUGAUAGCUGAGAAUGUGGAUGAUCUGCAAGCUCUAGUAACUGAUCUGCAAGCUCUAGUAAGGAGCACAGUGAGUGGGGGGGAAAUGGGACUAAGACUAAGUGUAAAGAAGACAAAACUAAUGACAAUGGGUACAGCAACCUGUACAAAGUGGUGGAUAGCUUCUGCCUUUUAGGAUUGACCAUCAAUGGUAAAGGAUCCAGCAGUCAAGAAAUACGCCACAGACUAGCACUUGAUAGGGUUGCAAUGAAGGCCUUGGAAAGGUUAUUUAGAUGCUGUGACGUGUCUAUACCUACAAAGAUUAGGAUCAUUCAGACAAUGGUUUCCCCCGUGACACUCUACAGAUGCAAAAGCUAGACUUUGAAGAUAAAAAAAGUAUUAACGCUUUUGAACCUUGGUGCUGGAGAAUACUUUUGAGGAUACCAUGGACAGCCAGGAAAACAAACAAAUGGAUCAUAGAACAAAUCAAUCUAGAAUUUUCACUUGAGGCCCAAAUUACCAGGCUUAAACUAUCAUACUUUGGACACAUUAUGCGAAAUAUCAGCUCCCUUGAGAAGUCCAUAAUGCUGGGAAAAUUUGAAGGAAAGAGAAGAAGAGGACAACCAGUAGCAAGGUGGAUGGACUUGAUUAUGACAGCAAAGAAUGCACCACUGAGAGACCUUAAAGGCCAAGCUGAAGAGAGAUCAUCCUGGAGAGAAUCUAUCUAUGUGGUCGCUAAGAGUCGACUCCAACUUGACGGUACUUAAUCAAUCAAUCAAUAAACGUAAUUGGGACAUUGCACUACUUAACAAAAUUUACUUAUUUUAGAACAUCAGAACUGAAUGUAAAAUCAGAUAAAUUUGUACAAUGAUGGAUUCUCUUUAUUACUUUUUGGAAUUCAAAAUAUAAUGAUGAUGUACUCACGUACUGUUUCCUUUGUUGUAAUUGUAUGGUGUAUUCUUUGUUAUAGUUGUAUUUCUGUAUUAAGAUAUUUUCUCAUUUAAAAAGAAGAUUAAAAAGAACUCUAGAGAAGGGUUGUUGUUUUUCAAGAAUAAGUAGAACAAUAGCUGAUCCGAGUGAGAAAGGAAAGAAAAUAAAGAUUGAAGUUAUAAAGGAGGAAGAAUUUGAGCAAGAUACUUCAAGGACGGAAAGGGGAUUAUAUCCAAGGAAGCAGGAGUUGGGUUGGCAGACAUAAAGACUGGGGAAAGCUCUGUAUUGGAAAUGGGACUAAAAUGAGAGAAAAUAGUCUAGAUGGAAGAUACAACAGAAGGAGAAACAACUGUGGAAGGAAGAUGCAGGGGAAGAAGAGUAGAGGCUGGAACUAUAAAAGAAGCAUGAGUAUGAGAAACCCUGGGAGUGGGGGACAGAAACAAAUGAAGGCCUAGAUAAAAAGGAGCAGGAGGAUGUUGAAAGUAACUGGCUGUCACAAAAUGAAGAGAAGAAGAUGAGUGAGAAGAAGCAAUGAGAGUAAGCCCCAUAGUACACCAUUCUGUGGUGAGCCUUAUUCUCUUCCUUUCUUUAAAUAGCUCUUUUUUCCUUUCUAAUGAUGCUAUUUAGAAAGUUAUUUCUUUCUAAAGAAAUAACUCAUUGAUGGUUGAGUCUGAGCAGCUAAAGGAUAUUUUCUGUACAUAUAACAAGGAAAAGACAGCUCCAUGGCAUCCUCAUUCUUGUCUGCCUCUUUACUAUGCUUUCAUGCAUGAGCACAUGUGUUUCCUAAAUCAUGUGCCACUCUCCCAUCUCUCCCAGAAGCUAUAUGCUGAAACAAGUCCACAUUAUAGGCUAGGGAAGUACACAAGCCGGUUCGGCGCCUCCUCUGAGAAGUGCUGAACCAGCUCGGGCGCCUGCCACGUCCGUACUGAUGCAACGUGGAGACUGUAGGGAACAGCGCCACAGCCACGUGCUUCCUUUUGGAGACCAGCCACUGGCACCAAAAAGGCAAUGGAGCAGUGGACGAGCAGGUAAGGAGAUCCUUACCUGCUUUUUAAGGGAACUGCUUCCUGCCCUGCUAGCAGCUGCAUGAAUGGCUGAAUUGGUCUUCCAACUGGUGGGCCAUCAUCUGAACUAAGGUGAGUUGCAACAAUGAUACUACCACAAUGUUUGUAAAAAAUAAUAAUUAAGCAACAGUUUUCAAGCUGUAAAACUAUUAUAGGACUAUGUAAUGCCAGCUUCAUCUAUCAUUGAGUAUAUUUAAAAGGGGUAGCCAUGAUAGUCUGCUCAGCUGCAGCAUUAGAAACCAAGUUUCCUGCAGUGCCUUAAAACCAAGGAGAGCCUCUUUUCACAGCCAGUGAGAAAGGCUAGAGGGUGGGUUGUGGGGAAGGCUUGUUAAACCUACCUCCCACACAGAUGAGCAGUCCUUCCUUGGGCAGGCAGAUUGCCUGCCCAGAUGAGCACCGGCUCCUGCCGGUAGUGCUGAGGGUCGGGGUGCCAAGACAUGCUGCCCUGCAUUGCCCUGCCCCCUGGAGCUCCAAUAAUAAUGCAACACAUGAGUGCACAGUGCAUUAUUGGGAUCCCCUCCUGGGGCUAGGAGAGUGCUUGCUCUCCUAACCCUGUUUUGAGGGGAGGCCCCACAAGCAGGUUUGUGGCCCUGGUGCCACCGGGAUCAGACGCGAUCUCGGUGGUUCACAUGCGCGUGCAAAACCAGGCUGGAUUCCCUCAGCCUGGAUUUGCAUACACGUGUGAAUAGCCUGUUACUGUAGCAUGUUGAACAUGCACCCCUGGAUACCAGUGGAGCCUCUGCUCCCCUAUUCAUUGGUGCCAAGUGCUGCUGCCAGCCAACACAACGUGAGUAGUAGAGGUACAUACCUGCUGUCAAAAAACCAUGUGCUUUUGUUCACAAACAAAUGCACAUGGCUGGAGGGUGACAUCAUAGUGACAUCACGGGGCGGGGCGGUGCAGCUGUCAAAAUGUGCUUAUGUCACUGGAAAUACGUCACCAGAUAUGCAUCAGUGGAAAUACAUCCGCAGAAAUGGUCAGAGGAGACCCCCACAUGGCCAGAAAGGGUCAGAAGUAGGGGUACGCCCUCACUCUGGAAGUUUGGCCCCCACCCUUCCACUCCUACCCCCAAAAUAUGUCCAGGCAUGUCCCGAAGGUGGGCAUGUGAUCCCUCUACGAACACGCCUAGCCAUCCUGGACCAACAGGAACAGAUUUCAGACCCCAGAAAGGUCCGUGUGUGCCGGCGUGAUAAUGGUCAGGUGGCCAUUUUGUGUAACUUUAUUGGCUGAAACGGGGUCAAGUGACCCCUCUAUGAAUAAGCCCCACCACCCUGGUUCUGUAGGAUUAGGCCGUGUCUCUCUGAGCCAUUUUGUUUUGCAGACUCACUGUUUGAGCGAUCAUGGGCUCCCCAGAGAGAUCCUUGGAGACUAUUGUACAACAAACAGUUGUAAAGCCUAGCCCAAGAAAGCAGUAUAUUAGCACAAGUUCUGAUGAUGAGAAACUCCCACCUGCCAAGCGUCCUGAAGAAGAAGCCCAAGAGGUUUAUGAAAUCCGGCAGGGAAUCUUGGAGGUUGCAGCAGUAGAACCUUUUGGAGCCCAGGAGGGUGAAGACCGAUGUCUUGACACACACCCUCUAGCAAUGUGGAACUAUGCAGAGCCUGGGAACAUGCAUAUCAGGAACCCUCCUGCCGUGAGAACACAUCAACACAGUCAUGUUACUAUGCAGAAUUUCCUAGGACUACAAGUGAAUGAUUCAGAUUACAUACCAGCAAGGAAAAGGCGAUCUGCUAUGAAAGGGCUUGUCAGAGCAGGGGUAUAUGGAAUUUUAAAAUACUGCCUGAAGAAUUACAUGCAUGAGUCAUGCUACGGGAGUAUGGUUCAAGAAGGGGGUCAAGACUCACAUGAAUGUGUCACCUGGACUGAAAGAAAUAUAUCCAGAUUUAUUAGAAUAUUGUCUUCAAGGAUGUGUGUGAAAGCAGUGCUCCACAUAAUCAUUAUAAUUGGUUAUAGUCUGAAAAUACUAAUGCUGACUAGUGAAACAGUGGAUCAGACUCUAAAUCUCAUAACCAGUGUUAAGGAUUCUGAUGACCCGAAGGUGGUGUUAGAAGCUAUCCUGCACCAGAAAGAUUCCAGAGUGCUCUCUUUUGUGAACUGUGUCCCCGAAAAAAGAGAGUACAGACAAUUUCUUGUUCCAGAGGCAGCUGUAUAAAUUCCCUCACAAAAGUAUAAAUGUGUUGUUUGUUGUCAACACAUCCUUAACAUGGUCUCUAUGCAGAAGAAACACAACUUCAGACUGCAUCUGUUUUUUUCUAUUAAAUGCUAUUUUAUUAUGUAUCAUUUCAUAAAAAUAAAAAUUGGCAAGA